AUGACGAGGAUACGCCAUUUCACCCACCCAAGCUGCAUCUUGACCCGCACUUGCCAGCAAAGCUUCAUCUGCAACGGGUGCGGCGUCGCCGGCUACGGGGUUAGCUACCGGUGCAACAGCUGCGACUUCGACCUCCACGAGUACUGCGCCAAGUGUCCGCAGAGCCUCAGCUGCUCCAUGCACUCGCACUCCCUGACGCUGACCCAGUCUGGCUGCUACGGCCGCCAGUGCAGCGUGUGCUGCCAGGCGACCAGCACCUUGGUCUAUCAGUGCGGUCCCUGCGGCUUCGUCGUGCACCCCCUCUGCGUUCAAGGGCGACGUUGGUUUGGAAGAUGCAACGCCUACGGUGUCGGCAGGGAAGAAGACUCGGUGGUCAAUAGCCAUGGCCCAGAGCACGACCAAAUCAGGAUCGAGACGGAGGAGACGAUGGCGUAUGACGACGACAGAGCUGAUGGCCCACUAAUUUGCCAUGCACUGCAUCAGAUUUGGAUCGGUUAG
This is a messenger RNA of Musa acuminata AAA Group (dessert banana), 498 nucleotides long. Its product is annotated as protein VACUOLELESS GAMETOPHYTES-like. NCBI's taxonomy places the organism in Eukaryota, Viridiplantae, Streptophyta, Magnoliopsida, Zingiberales, Musaceae. The record is from RefSeq and is a predicted model, not a curated record. The transcript is spliced from 2 exons. The coding region runs from base 1 to 498 and encodes 165 amino acids.